AUGGCACUCGCGCAGACCAAGGCUGCGAUAGCAGCCUCAAUCGGUCUGCGCAUUCUGACUUACAUCUUCCUGCGAUGGGCUCUUGUUCCCGCUGCUCCUGCUAUCAUAUUCACCCUCUUUGCGGUCUACCUCCCUUCCUUCAUAUCGGGCUACCGCAAAGAGCCAAAGUAUGAGAUGGUCGAUGAGGUCGACAUGGUGGUGAAAGAGACCACAGCUCCUAAGGAAGAGACCUCCAAGAAGGAGAGAUUCCAGGCGCCGAGUGUCACCAAGCAGACCACAGUCAAGGACGUUACCAUCAAAGAGACUAUUUCCUUCGAGGAUAGGCCUCUUAACCCCCUCAAAACCCUGCUGAGUGGUGCUCCUAACCCACGUAGCUUGGCUCUUUCAGCGACUUCGCUGCUGGUGAACCUGCUCUGUGUUGUUAUGGUUGCGGACCGCCUGUUCCGGGACCAGUUCUUGCAUACGGUUGACGAUCUCUCUUUUGCGAGGGUCGGCUACGUGUCGGAGAAUGAGGCCAGGCUCUUGAUCCGUGAGCCAGAUCAGCACAAGAUGCCCAUUACUGUGGAAGUUCGAAUCAAGGACCCACAGCCGCCUUUUGACAGUCCCUUGUGGCACAAUGUUGGGGGUGUAAGAUGGACAACCAACGAAACCGACUACACAGCUGUCAUCCCAAUCCCGCUCCCACGGUCCAAGCGGCGGGUCUUCGAAUGGCGCACCUCGAACAACCACUCAGGUACAUUUACAACUCCUUCUCCAGUCGGCAAGGCUGAUGACACCAACUAUGGACCUUUCACCUUCGUCACCACCUCUUGUAUCGUUCCUCGGCUGCCAUAUAGUCCAUUUGAUCACCCACUCGCUAUUCCGGGCUUUCGACAUCUGGCCAAAGUGCUUCCUACACUGGGUGCUCAGUUCAUGCUCUUUCUUGGAGACUUUAUCUACUCAGACGUGCCGCGCUACUGGGGUCGCGAUGUAGGCUACUAUCGGCAGAAGUACCGUCAGGUUUAUGCCUCACCGGACUGGCCAGCAGUGGGACAAAAUCUCAGCUGGAUUCAUGUCCUUGACGAUCAUGAGAUAGCAAAUGACUGGUCUGCCAACUCAACUGGCGUUUACGCGACCGCUGUCGACCCCUUCCACAACUACCAUUCCGCCGCCAACCCCCCACCAGCCAACAUGAAGGCAGGAAGACCAACUUACUUUACCUUCACCCAAGGCCCGGCGACCUUCUUCCUUCUAGAUACCCGCUCUUUCCGCUCAGCGAACCAUCUACUUCCUGCUGAUCAUCCGGACAAAACGAUGUUGGGCAAGGAGCAACUGCAGGCACUGCUUGCAUGGCUUCGUCGCUCGGAACCUAAGGGGGUUAAGUGGAAGAUUGUGGCGUCCUCGGUCCCUUUUACCAAAAAUUGGCACGUCGAUUCUCUCGAUACGUGGGCCGGCUUUCUACACGAAAGACAAACGAUCUUGAAGACCAUGUGGGAGGUGGGCAGAACCCAAGGUGUUGGUGUCGUUGUGCUGAGUGGUGACCGGCACGAGUUUGCGGCUACGAAAUUCCCUCCUCCUUUCUCGGACGAGACCCAUCCUGUCGAAGGGGUGAAGGACCCAGAUGAGGCGAAGAAAAGUUCUCAUGAAAGUGCGGCUGUAUGGGAGUUUUCUGUCAGUCCGCUCAGCCAAUUCUACUCACCUGUCCCUUCAUAUUGGCAGAGUGAUGCUGAGGAUGUGAUGAUAAAGUACAUUCAUAAAGGAAACUCAAAGUUUGGUGCAGUUACAAUCGAAAACCUAGAGAGCGGCCACCAAAGUAGCCUUAAGUACAGGUUGUAUGUAGAUGGAAAGGAAGUAUGGAACACCGUCAUCCUGUCCCCGCCACCCGCUUCGGGAUCGGGAAGUAACGGGAUCAGCGGCCUUCUAGGAAAUUUGAGGAACAAGAUUGGGGUAUGA
Messenger RNA from Thermochaetoides thermophila DSM 1495, 1932 nucleotides. RefSeq lists its product as uncharacterized. Lineage: Eukaryota; Fungi; Ascomycota; Sordariomycetes; Sordariales; Chaetomiaceae. The record is from RefSeq and is a predicted model, not a curated record. The transcript is spliced from 4 exons. Bases 1 to 1932 code for a protein of 643 amino acids.